AUGUUUACACAACCAGUCGCAUCGCCACCGACCGUGGGCCCCGUGCCGACGUCUGUCACCAAUCCCGCUUCAUCCUCAACACGAUCCAGUCGCCUGCGAGGCCUCAGUUAUCUUCGCAGCUACACUCAAAACCACAUUCUGUCUCGAGAACACAGCGGCCAGGGCUCCAACUCUCCAACAUCAAACCCACUCUCCCACGCCGCCCACUCAUACUUUCACCACAACACCGGCAACAGUCCGCACUCUCAGACUCAAACUCAAACUCAAAAUCAAAACCACAGCAGCCGUCAAGGCUCAAGUCGCCCAACCCCAAGCCUGCAGCGCUCUCUUAGCUAUUCGCCUACUUCAACCCCACGUCGCUCCGACACCGACGCCAGCCUGAACCCCUUGUCGCUCGUCGCUUCACUGCAAGAGUCCCCGUCGUCGUCAACAUCCUCAGCGAACAGGGCUUCCACCACGCCCUCUUCUCCUGCAGCCGAGCGCCCGCCAGUGGAUGUACUUCCCUCCAUUCUCGACGACGACGCCAUUGCCAGCGGUAGCAGCCACAUACGGCAGCAAUCUGAUCAGCAGCCGCAAUCGACGACCGACGCUGAAGCCGCGAACAUGACGAGAGCACGCGCCUCUACAACAGGCGACGCCCCAGCCGCAGCCUCCCCCGCUCCCGAAAAUCUGCCUUCGAUCCGUUUUUCUGCCUACUUUGACCCCCGCGCGACACGUCCCAGCCUGACCUUCCCCCCAGUUUCGAGAACGCUGCCCUCGGGCGGCGACAUCAUCAGGGUCGGCCGAUAUUCGGAGCGUGAUAACCAGCCCAACAUCCCUAAUAACACUCCCUCCGCGGCGCCUGUUGGUUUCAAGAGUAAAGUUGUCAGUCGCCGCCAUUGCGAAUUUUGGUACGACGAGGGUAAAUGGUACAUCAAGGACGUCAAGAGUUCGUCUGGCACUUUCCUCAACCACAUUCGACUCAGUCCCCCGGGAACCGAAUCGAAGCCUUUCCCGGUGAAUGAUGGCGACAUUGUGCAGCUUGGUAUCGACUUCAAAGGAGGCGAGGAGAUGAUCUUUCGCUGCGUCAAGAUGAGGCUGGAGUUGAACAGGGGUUGGCAAAACAAGUUGAACACUUUCAACAUGGCGACGCACAAGCGGUUGCGGAACAUGACAGCUGCUAACUCGGCCAAUUCUUCGACGCAAGACUGCUCAAUUUGUCUCAACUCUAUCGCGCCGUGCCAGUGCUUGUUCGUGGCGCCUUGCUCGCAUACCUGGCAUUUCAAGUGCAUCCGCUCUCUACUGAACUCUCCCCAAUACCCCAUCUUCGUGUGUCCGAACUGCCGCAUGGCCGCCGACCUCGAAGCGGAUAUUGAGGACCCCGAAGAAGACUGGGAGCAGAUGGAUGAAGAUGAAGAGCCUGAACAAAAACAACAAAAGCAGGAAGUCAAGGAGACGGCGGCAGUUCCGAGCGCACCUUUAACGGCCGCCGCGACCGUGGUCAGCUCAAGGCCUCAACUCCCUGAAAUCGGCACCGAUGAUGAUGCCAUGGACUUCACGGUGGAGUUGGACCGCGCAAGGACCGUUGCCGAAGCUCCUGAAUUGGCACCGACGACUGUUGCGCCAAACACCUCCAUCCCACCUGUUCCAAUCCCAGCCGUUGGCAUAGCCCAAGCAGCAUUAUCCCGUAGCGGUCGAGAUACCCGGACUCCUUCGCCUAUUGGGAACCACUUAGUCAGUGCCAACGAAGGUCCCAUCACCCCGCGUAACGAUGCCGGGCCAUGGGUCUUUGAUGGUAGUGCUGGACGCCGCGCCGCCGAGGCGUCCAACGGAAUGAGAAGUCUCGAUGCUGCCGCUGAGAUGGAAGUCGACCGGUAG
Colletotrichum orchidophilum is the source of this 1857-nucleotide messenger RNA. RefSeq names its product FHA domain-containing protein. Gene Ontology annotation, molecular function: protein binding; ubiquitin protein ligase activity. The record is from RefSeq and is a predicted model, not a curated record. The transcript is spliced from 3 exons. NCBI's taxonomy places the organism in Eukaryota, Fungi, Ascomycota, Sordariomycetes, Glomerellales, Glomerellaceae. Gene Ontology annotation, cellular component: ubiquitin ligase complex; mitotic spindle pole body; cell division site. Bases 1 to 1857 code for a protein of 618 amino acids. Gene Ontology annotation, biological process: protein ubiquitination; ubiquitin-dependent protein catabolic process; negative regulation of septation initiation signaling.